Messenger RNA from Paramecium tetraurelia, 870 nucleotides. RefSeq lists its product as uncharacterized. NCBI's taxonomy places the organism in Eukaryota, Ciliophora, Oligohymenophorea, Peniculida, Parameciidae. The transcript has 2 exons. The record is from RefSeq and is a predicted model, not a curated record.
AUGAGGAUUUUAAUCACCAAUGACCAGGAUAAGAAUUGUAAAUAAUAUCCAAGAUUAAUUGCUAAAGACAGUUCAGAAAACCAACAAGUCAAGUUCCAAAAAAUUGAAUUUUACAAUAAAUUGCAUAAGUAAGUCAAACCUAGUGUAGUCUUGAAGAGCUUACAUAAAACCAAUAAUGCGAUUCACAGCUACUAACUAAUCAAGAUUUCAGAUGAUUUCCCAAGACAAAGAAGGAAGAGCUUCAAUGAAGGCAUGAAUUCAUAAAAAAUAUUGAAUAUAGACCUUAAAUACCCUAGAACUAUUAUAUAAUAACAUUAAUUUCUAGAUAGAGUCAAAGAUCUUAGAAGAAGAGCAAUACAGGGAAGAAUGAAAACAAAAUUUCAGAAAUCGUUUAAGAAGAUAGAUACAUAAAAUAUAAGCCAAUUUAACCCAUCAAAUCAACUUAACUCUAAUAGGGAUUCUCAUUUUGCCAGCAUGUAGGAUAUCAAGGUUCUAAGGACUUUUACCAAGGAUCGCACUUACUAUUAACGACCAUUGGAAAAAAAAUGUUCUGAUUUGAUAUCAGAUUCCCCUAGUGAGCCUAGUAUUUAGUUACAACAAACAAGAAAGAAUAUAGUUUUUGUACCUAAGUAAAAAAAGUAUGUUUUGCUUUAAUUAAAUAAAUACAAACAUAAACCUUAUGAAUAAAUUAAAAGAGAUUCCAUAAUAAAAUUUCUAUCAGAAACAAAGGAAACUCGAAUUCAUACUGCUCCUUAGACAGCUCCCCUAUUUUAACAUAGAUUAUAACCUUACUUCGCAAAUCAAAAGAAAGUUAAUCUAAAAAAAUCUAGUUUCACCUCUUCUUCAUAAAGAGUAAAAACAAUAAUGUGA